This is a messenger RNA of Ananas comosus (pineapple), 1448 nucleotides long. RefSeq names its product protein POLYCHOME-like. Gene Ontology annotation, cellular component: nucleus. The annotation marks the transcript as partial. The transcript is spliced from 3 exons. The record is from RefSeq and is a predicted model, not a curated record. Gene Ontology annotation, biological process: regulation of nuclear division; negative regulation of ubiquitin protein ligase activity. NCBI's taxonomy places the organism in Eukaryota, Viridiplantae, Streptophyta, Magnoliopsida, Poales, Bromeliaceae.
UACAGCUGUCAAAACACCAUAGACCAAAAAAAAAAAAAAAAAAGGGCUCAUUUUCGAAAUUUGAAAUUUCAACCCCGCCGCGCCGCGGAGAUCCGUUCCGCGAGUGACCGUAACCCACAUUUUCCUAUUUCCCUUUCUCCAUUCCUCGAGUCCCUGCACCGCCCCUCGCCUCCUUUUUCACUCGCUCUCUCUCGGGGGCCAUUUCCACUGCUUUUUCUACCUCCCUCUCGAUCUCUUUGCGUCGAUGCGGGGACCCUAACCCUAGAAGACGAAGACGAAGACGAAGUGGACGAAGAAGAAGAAGAAGAAAGACUGGGUGCUGAUGCUGGAGACGAGGGAGUUGAUGGUGCGAGGGAGAGGAGCGGCCGCGGUGGGGGAGCUCUCCGGCGGGUGACGUCUCCCGGAGCUUUGGCGGCGGCGGCGGCGAGGAGACGGCAUUUGCUGCGUGACUUGGCGACGGAAGGCAAGGAGAACAUGCCGCCUUGGGCCGCCCGGUCCCGGACGAGGAGGAGCCCCCUCCCCAAGUGGUACCCGAGGACGCCGCUUCGCGAUAUUACGGCCAUCGUCAGGGCUAUCGAGAGGCGGGACAGGGGUCGCAGAAGGGCCACUGCAGCUCAGCAGAGGACCCGCGAGGGAGUUGAAGUUUCUCCUUCACCAGACACAACCUCUUCACCACAGGAACCAAGUGCUUCUAAUGAGGACACGGCACCGAUUCAUACCGUCGCCCCUUCCGAUGUUUCUAAUACUGCCUCUUUAACUUCUCCAACUGAGGGCCUUAACAGCUCUCCCUCUCCCACUCCCCUCUCCCUCCCUACCAGUGAACCCUCUCUGCAGACCCAAUCUGCUUCAAAUGACCCGAGCCCAGCAGUCAAUGAGAAACUAUCAAGCUUGAUUGACGAGAUGCAGAGGCUUGUAAUGGAGAAUCUGAGGCGCGCCCCGCAGGCCGCACAGCCUUGCGAGAAGAAGAGUACUACUGCUACACAGAGAUCGAGAGUUCUCAAGUCGAUGCGAUGAGUGAAACAUUUUGUUUCACCACCGCAUGGAAUGCCUGAUUUCUGCUGAUGAGCUUUUGUUUCUUCACUUUCCGCCAAUAUAUUCUUGUAACAAGAAGUCCAUCUGGUCCUACUCCCUUUGUUUUUUUUUUUCUUUUAUGCUGAUUCCUAUUGACCCAAGUGACGUCCAAUUGUUCUGGCCACUGCUUCCGUUUAUUCCCGAGUUUUUCUUCUGAGGCAUAGGGCAUAUAGGGGAGGGGGUUCAUUGUUUUGCUUCUCCUUUUGUCAUCUUUGUACACUUCUAGGGCAAUUCAUUGGUUCUAAUGCUAAUUGUAAUAAGGAUUUAGGUGUACUGUGCCUAAGGUUUUGCUACUCCAGAACGACCCACCAUGGUACAUACUUUUGUAUCGCAUUUAAGCAGCAAUAUACCUAAGAAUAAAUCUCUCUCUCUCUCUC